Sciurus carolinensis (gray squirrel) is the source of this 4853-nucleotide messenger RNA. RefSeq names its product dystrobrevin beta (gene Dtnb). Gene Ontology annotation, biological process: synaptic signaling. Gene Ontology annotation, molecular function: zinc ion binding. Lineage: Eukaryota; Metazoa; Chordata; Mammalia; Rodentia; Sciuridae. Bases 249 to 2144 code for a protein of 631 amino acids. Gene Ontology annotation, cellular component: synapse; plasma membrane. The transcript has 19 exons. The record is from RefSeq and is a predicted model, not a curated record.
CCCUCCGCCCUCCGCCCUCGCGCCCUCGCGCCCUCGCGCCCUCGCGCCGGGGGCGGGCUCGCUGCGCGUGCCGGGCGGGGAACGGCGCGAGCCGGGCGCUGGGAACGUUCGCCGCGGGGGCGGCUCCGGGGCCUGAGCCGGCGCCGCAGCCGCCUCAGUCGAGGGGGCCGGGCCGAACGAGGCGGAGGAGGCUGCGGCCGCUGGAGACCUUCCCGACGCCCCCAGCUCCCGCCGGGAAGCGAGCCAGGAUGAUUGAGGAAGGUGGGAACAAGCGGAAGACCGUGGCCGAGAAGAGGCAGCUGUUCAUAGAGAUGCGUGCACAGAAUUUUGAUGUCAUACGAUUAUCAACUUACAGAACAGCUUGCAAAUUACGCUUUGUACAAAAACGAUGCAGCCUUCAUCUGGUUGAUAUCUGGAAUAUGAUCGAAGCCUUUCGAGAUAAUGGCCUUAAUACACUGGACCAUAGCACCGAGAUCAGUGUGUCCCGCCUCGAAACCGUCAUCUCAUCCAUCUACUAUCAGUUGAACAAGCGCCUUCCUUCUACUCACCAAAUCAGUGUGGAACAGUCCAUCAGCCUCCUCCUCAACUUUAUGAUUGCUGCUUAUGACAGUGAGGGCCGAGGCAAGUUGACCGUAUUUUCAGUUAAAGCUAUGUUAGCAACCAUGUGUGGUGGAAAAAUGCUGGACAAAUUGAGAUAUAUUUUCUCCCAGAUGUCAGACUCCAGUGGCUUCAUGAUACUCAGCAAGUUCGACCAGUUUCUGAAGGAAGUCCUGAAGCUCCCAGCAGCUGUCUUUGAAGGGCCAUCGUUUGGUUACACAGAACACUCAGUCCGCACCUGUUUUCCACAGCAGAAAAAGAUAAUGCUAAAUAUGUUUUUGGACACAAUGAUGGCAGACCCUCCCCCACAGUGCCUUGUUUGGCUACCUCUCAUGCAUAGGCUUGCCCAUGUCGAGAAUGUCUUCCAUCCUGUGGAGUGCUCCUACUGCCGCUGUGAGAGCAUGAUGGGCUUCCGCUACCGGUGCCAGCAGUGCCACAACUACCAGCUCUGCCAGAACUGCUUCUGGCGUGGCCACGCCAGCGGUCCGCACAGCAACCAGCACCAGAUGAAGGAGCAUUCCUCCUGGAAAUCCCCUGCAAAGAAGCUGAGCCAUGCAAUUAGUAAAUCUUUGGGGUGUGUACCCUCCAGAGAACCCCCGCAUCCUGUUUUUCCUGAGCAACCAGAGAAACCACUUGACCUUGCACAUAUAGUCCCUCCUCGCCCUCUGACUAAUAUGAAUGACACCAUGGUUAGCCACAUGUCCUCCGGAGUGCCCACCCCCACCAAGAGGUCACAGUAUAGCCAGGAUAUGCCCAGCUCGCUGGCCGAUGAGCAUGCGCUGAUCGCCUCCUAUGUGGCCCGUCUGCAGCACUGUGCACGUGUCCUGGAAAGUCCCAGCCGACUGGACGAGGAGCACCGGCUCAUAGCUCGCUACGCUGCCCGCCUGGCUGCAGAAGCAGGGAACACGACUCGUCCUCCUGCUGAUGUGAGCUUUAACUUUGAUGCCAACAAACAGCAGAGACAGCUUAUUGCAGAACUGGAAAACAAGAACAGAGAAAUUCUGCAGGAGAUUCAGCGUCUCCGUCUGGAACAUGAGCAGGCUUCCCAGCCCACUCCUGAGAAGGCCCAGCAGAACCCCACCUUGCUGGCAGAGCUGCGGUUGCUGAGGCAAAGGAAAGACGAGCUGGAGCAGAGGAUGUCGGCAUUGCAGGAGAGCAGGCGGGAGCUCAUGGUCCAGCUGGAGGGGCUGAUGAAGCUGCUGAAGGAAGAAGAGCAAAAGCAGGCAGCUCAGGCCACAGGAUCACCACAUACAUCGCCCACUCAUGCAGGCAGCCGCUCCAUGCCCAUGCCUGUCCGCUCUGCAUCUGCUGGCUCCACCCCGACCCAUGGCCCGCAGGACUCUCUGAGCGGGGUUGGGGGAGACGUGCAGGAGGCCUUCGCCCAAGGUACUAGGAGAAACCUCCGCAAUGACCUGCUGGUGGCUGCCGACUCCAUCACCAACACCAUGUCAUCCCUGGUGAAGGAGCUCCAUUCAGGAACCUGCAGAAUCUUCACCCAGUGCACUGCCGUCCCACAAGUGGUCACAGCAGGACGGUCACACAUUUAGGUUAAUCUUAAGAUUCCUGGUGAAGCAAACACAGUUCUCAAUUUAAAGAAAUUCAGCUCUUAGUGCAGCCGGGCUCCUCCCUCUCACUGCUCUUCUACCUGUGCUUUGUCCGCAGUGGCUCUUUCCCUAGGCCCCGUCGUCGCUGGCUCCUCCUGAACCUGUCCUGAUGUCGGCAGCCAAGGCAGCCACUAGUGCUGGGCUCUCCCAGCUGCCUUUCUGCUCUCCCUUGUUUGAUUUUGAAACCCUAUCCUCUCCUUUUGCCCGUGACCAGGCUGUGAUUUCACCUGAAGUUCUUGACCUGCUGCUUCCUCUGCUCCUCAUGUUUGGUCUUAUCUGACUUCUUUCUCCGUCUCUCCAUCGCCUGGCCACUGCAGUGACUUUUCCAGAGACCUCUGCCUCAUGGCACUUUCCCCUUACAUAAAACCCAGGAAAGAAAGAGAAAAUAAAAGGCUUCCUACGUAUCAUCACACUUCCAAGUAUCCCCUCAACUCCAUCAGUGACAUAACCACCUGACACUUGUGAUUCCAGUGGUGGGAUUCCCAUGUGUCAUGUUAAGCAAGUGGGCUCCCUUCCUGAGGGCUGUGGGUCCCUCACAACAGGGGCCUUUUCAUCUAACAUAGUGCUUGUAAGUACCUGGCAGUAAUUUAGCAGGGUUUUUAAAUAAAAAUAGAAAGGAGUUUCUCCAUAGAUUAUUCAGACACUUCUAGGGAAAGCCUUGGUAAGAGAACUUUAUGGUGCCCCUUUCCCCGUCUGGUCCUGUUCCUCAUGCCCAGUGAGUCACAGCCUGCUCCAUACAUACACAAGCAGGGGAGGUGGUGGCCUUUGGAGACAACUCCACAGGAGAUUAGAAGGUCCCUUCCCUAAUACAGCUCCUGCAGUGGCCAGAAAUCCCACUUACAGAGGGAAUUUCAGCCAUGAAGAUGAACUGCCCUUGUGCCUUGGGACUGCUUGUUAGGAUUUAUGCAAAAUAAGUUGCUGUUGAGCUAGGAUGAGAGUCACACUAGGAUGAGAGUGUGACAGGGCGGUUGGACAUCUGUAAACAUUAAGCAUGCAGAGACCAAACAGUGUCACAGAGGUGGAGUGUUUACAGGGAUAGUUAAGCAUCUCUUGUAAAAGCAAAGGACGGUUUCAGCAGGAUUAUACAGUGUCAUUUGGAAGACCCUCAGUGAUCACAUAGUUCAGUACCCUUACUUUAGAUCUGUGGUGAGCGAUUAUCAAAAGAAUGAUUUGCCACCAGGCGCCGUGGUACAAGCCUGUAGUCCCAGUGAUUCCAGAGGCUGAGGCAGGAGGAUCACUAGAUCCAGGGAGACCCUGUCUCAAAAUAAAAAGGGCUGGGGAUAUAGAUCAGUGGUAGAGCACUCUUGGUUUCAAUCCCUAGUACUGCAAAAAAAGAAAAAGAAAAGUGAUUUGCUUAAAGUCAUGCAGCUUGAAGGGACAAAGCUGGUCCUAGAACUUAGGUCUUUAAAACACGAAGCCAGUGUUCUUGCCCCACCCAAAGCAAGACAUCAGACUCAGGGUUCCUUGAGGGCCCAUUUCUCUCCCCAGCACUGAAGCCUGUAGAUGCGGACUAAAUCCACGUGGCACAGUGUGUCCCUUAAAUGCAGAAGUAAACCCUUUAUGGGCAAAGAUGACAGUUUCUCAGCGAAUGAAGAGCUUUGUCCAACACCAGCACAUUUUUAGCAUCUUCUUGAUCUUGGUUUCACAGGGUUUUGUUAGGAUCAGUGUAGAUACUCAGAUUAUCUUUUCAUAUACUGUAUACAAUGCACAUAUACAACAGAUAUCCAUAGCUUAUAGCUUCUCCUCAUCAUCAUUUAAGAAUAUUUUCACAAAUAGUGGAGUGCUAGAAUUCAAAGGGGUCUGAGAGGUUAUUUAAUCCAACUUGCUGCCCAAUGUAAAAAUCCUCUGUUUGAAUGUUACCAGUGAACUUACUCAUGACCAACUCUGGUCACUAGAAAGUUCUUAUUGGGGAACCAAUACAUGCCUUUCUGUAGUUGAUUUAUGCUUGUUCCCCCUCUAAAGGUACCCAGAACCAGUUCAGCCCCUCCUUUGCAGGUCACCUCCCACCUGUUGGGUGGCAGAUAACAUGGCUUCUCCCACACCUUCUCUUCUCCAGGCAGCUCUACCCAAUUCCCUCACCUUCCCAAAUAUGACAUGAUCUUCACUGUGCUGUCCUGUGGUUCGGUUUUCCAAGGCCCCAAUUCAAGUGAGCACCCAGAGCCGAGCACACUGCUAUAUAUCAUGGGGGAACUGUCCCUGCAGAGCACAAGGGACCUGUGACUGUUCUUCAGGGAGCCCCUGGGAAAGCAGCCUUAGGUGGCAUUAGCUUUACACUGUGCAGUUAUUUUAAGUUUGCCACCAGCUAAAGCUUCUAGUUGUUUUUUGAUUUUGUUUUAUGGAAGCCAGUGUUAACCUAGGUGUUACUCAACUGUGCACUUACAUUGUUGCUUUCUUGAACCUAAAUAUGAUUGCAAGAUAUUAGGUGUACCCCUGGUAGAUGUCAUCUCCUUAGGAAAAACAGGCACCCUACCCCCACCCUGGUCACCAAAGAAGCCAGCAGCAGAGCCAGCAGCAGGGUGGGUGACAUCAGACUUGGAGGCCUGCACUGUGAACCUACGGCCAGAGUUCUGCCCCAAGCCUCCUAUGUUACUCUGCUCACCCGUCUUUCGUGCUUGUGCUGUGCGGAAGGGUCACUGGCCUCCUUGGACUUGU